Molecule: messenger RNA, 165 nt
Organism: Mixia osmundae IAM 14324
Lineage: Eukaryota; Fungi; Basidiomycota; Mixiomycetes; Mixiales; Mixiaceae
Exons: 1
Source: RefSeq, a predicted model, not a curated record
UUCGACGGGGAGCUCCUUUUCUACGCGACUAGCUGCGACAGAAGGACUGCCCGUGACCAUUCUGGAAAUCUUGAAGAAGCUCACGAGUAUCAGGGGGAGGCGCCUUCACUCGUCGAGGCGAGAAUGUGGCCAACAAGAAGACAACAGCCGCUUCAGACGCUCUAA